AAAUUUACCCUCCCUUCUCAAUGUGGAAACACUAGCAGCGGCCACGUUUCGACAAUCUUGUUAGUUCUUCGCACAUCAGUCAUUUUAUAACAUCUUAUUCUUUUGCCGGAUUUUCACAGAGAAAAUAUUUUAAAAAUGAGUGCUCCAGCACCCGCGCCUGCUUAUAAAAUAGGAAUCGUGAAGCAGGUACUAUCAGGGGAUACGAUUGUGAUCAGGCGGCAACCGCAGGGCGGGCCGCCUCCAGAGAAAGUCAUCGCGUUGUCUGGCAUCACCGCGCCUAAGUUAGCACGCCAGAAAACACCGAAUAAUGAUACGGAGUCGAAGGACGAGCCCUUUGCCUGGGAGGCUCGUGAGUAUCUCAGGAAACUAGUUGGUCGUGAGGUCAUCUUUACUGCUGAUAAACCUCCCAACUCAGCCACCAGGGAAUAUGGGUGUGUGUGGACAGGCAAAGAUCCUAUCAAGGAUGAUAACGUAAUUGAAGUCCUUCUUACUGAAGGCUUGGCUAAGGUUAGAGAUGGAGGUAGAAAUAUACCUCAAUUGAAAAGGCUUGUUGAGCUUGAAGAUGUGGCAAAGUCUCAAGGUAAAGGCAUCUGGGGUCCUGAUUUGCAGGACCAUGUUCGAGAAAUCAAGACUUGGACAGACAGUCCAAAGGCUCUGGUAGCCAAGUUCAAUGGUAAACCGGUCAAAGCCAUCAUUGAAUAUGUACGUGAUGGGUCCACAGUAAGGCUCUGCCUACUGCCUGAUUUCUACCAGAUUACACUGAUGCUGUCGGGAAUUCGAUGCCCCGCAGUGAGGCAAGAUGGUGAAUCUGAGCCCUAUGCAGAAGAAGCGCGUUUCUUUUUAGAGUCUAAACUUCUUCAAAGAGAUGUAGAAGUUGUACUUGAAUCUGUAAACAACAACAACUACGUGGGUACCAUCUUACACCCACAAGGAAACAUUGCUGAAGCUCUCUUGCGACAGGGCUUUGCCAGAUGUGUCGACUGGUCUCUUGCAGUUAUGAAAUCAGGCGCAUCGUCUUUACGAAGUGCAGAGAAAGCUGCCAAGGAAGCUAGGAUCCGAAUUUGGACUAACUAUGUGAGCAAUGCUCCAAUUAUAGCAGCUAAGGACAAGGAAUUCACAGCAACAGUAAUGGAAGUUGUGAACGGAGAUGCUCUUGUUGUGAAAAUGCCUAACAACACCCAGAAAAAAAUAUUCCUGGCCAGCAUCCGACCACCACGUGAAAAAAACAACCCUGAUGAGGAAGGCAAAAACUCUCCAAGACCAAAAGGCUUCAAACCCUUGUAUGAUAUACCAUGGAUGUAUGAAGCUCGUGAAUUUCUACGAAAGAAGGUGAUUGGCAAGAGAGUUAACGUGACUGUUGACUAUAUCCAGCCCGCUAAGGACAAUUUCCCAGAGAAAAGUUGCUGUACUGUUGUUGCAGGAGGAGUGAAUUUGGCUGAGGCAUUGGUUUCAAAGGGGUAUGCCACCGUUGUUCGAUACAGAAAUGAUAAUGAUCAGCGCAGCUCCCAUUAUGACAAACUCUUAGAAGCUGAGCUGAAGGCCCAGAAAGCUGGUAUUGGCGUUCACGCUAAAAAAGAUAUCCCUACUCAUCGUAUCCAAGAUACGAGUGGAGACUCUGCCAAAUCCAAAAAGUUUUUCCCAUUCCUUAAGAGAGCUCAGAAAACCGAGGCAACGGUAGAGUUUGUCGCCAGUGGAUCUCGAAUGAGGAUAUACAUUCCCAAAGAAUCUGUCCUAGUGACAUUCCUGCUCGCUGGCAUCAACUGCCCUAGGGGAUCACGCCCUGCCAUAGGAGGAGGUGGCAUGCAGAGCGCCGAGCCUUUCGGUGAAGAAGCUUUGCAGUUCACCAAGGAAAAAUGCCUGCAACGUGAUGUUGUUGUCACUAUUGAAGAAAUGGAUAAGGCAGGCAAUUUCAUUGGUUGGUUAUGGAAUGAUAAUGAGAACUUAUCAGUGGCUUUAGUGGAGCAUGGGCUGGCUACAAUGCACCACACUGCAGAAACAUCGGAAUUUGCUCGACAAAUUAAAACUGCUGAAGAAAACGCAAUGAAACGGCGUAUUGGAUUAUGGAGGGAUUAUGUAGAAGUUGAAAAAGAAACUGAAAAGGAAAGAAAUGCUCCAAUUCAAGAUCGUACUGUGAAGUAUGAGAAAGUUGUUGUUACUGAGGUAACAGAAGAAGGCAAUUUUUAUGCACAAAAUGUUGACUUGGGCAGUAAGCUCGAAAAUUUAAUGGAUAGAAUUCAUCAGGAAUUCAAAAACAAUGCCCCCCUUCCUGGAUCAUACGUCCCCAGAAGAGGCCAUAUUUGCGCUGCUCGUUACACUUCAGAUGAAAAUUGGUAUAGGGCCAAGGUUGAAAGGAUCACUGAAGAUAAAAUGGUUCAUAUUUACUACAUUGACUACGGAAACCGUGAGAUUGUGCCCGCUGCGCGCCUGGCUCCACUACCACCAGGCACUGAGCUGGAACCAGCUUAUGCCAGUGAGUUCACACUGUGUUGCGUGAAGUUCCCAGCGGACCCUGAAGAUCGAUCUGAAGCAGUUGCAGUUUUCUCUUCGGAUACGCUGAACAGGAAACUGCUUCUUAACGUGGAGACUCGUGGCUCCCCACCUUGCGUCACUCUCGUUGAUCCUAACACCAACGUAGACAUCGGAAAGAAUUUGAUCAAAGAGGGAUUGGUGCUGAUGGAACCACUGCGCGACCACCGCCUGAUGGGAUUGGUGGCUGAGUACCGCGCCGCGCAGGAGCACGCCAAGUGCUCGCGCCUCAACUUGUGGCGACACGGAGACAUCACUGACGAUGAUGCCGUUGAAUUUGGUGCGCGUCGCUAGCGGGAAGUUACCGACUCGCCACAGCACGUGCUAAACUGUGUUAUGUGCACAGCUUUACACAUCCAGUAUAUCUUAUACAGCAUCAUUCAACCGUUUCUGUGAACGAGUUCAACAUUAACCGAUUUCUAAUACGUAAUUCUGUCUUUCUGGUCUUCCUUGUGUCCUUAUUUCCUUAGGAAAUCAAAACCACUACUUUUAGAAAUCGUGAUGUUAAUACAAAAUUUGAAUAAAUUGUAUACUUUGUGUAAUGAGAUGUGAGCGGUGUGUAUGUGGGGAGUAUAAUGAACAUUACUAUGAACACUAUUCCGUAACAUUAUGAUACUCGUGGCAUUAUAUGCCUCUAAAUUUGUAUCUGCAUAUAUGUACUUUUAAUGAAACAUUAAUUAUUAUCAGGAUUAAGCAACAUUUAAUAAAUGUACUAAUGUAAUUGUAUAAUUAUAAACAUAAUACCUUUCAUUGUGGUGAAUGCAAAUUGUUGAUUUAUUUACAUUUUUUACAGUUUUGUAUAUCAGAAAAAUACAUUAUAUUUCGUUGUUAAUUUCAUUAUUUAUUUUUACACGAAGAAUAUUAUUCAUUAAUAAUCUGACCCUGUGCUUUUUAUCAUUGUUAUUUUCCGUACCUAUCUCUUCUUUACAUUUUAAUCUGUAUUUUUGAGUUGCAAAAGCAUUUGAGCAUGACUGUGUAUCUGACAUUCGUCAAAGUGUAGCUAGUGAUGAAUUUAAUAAGAAUUAUGAAUGUUCGAAAACAGAUUUGUUAUCUUUAUUUAAUGGAUAAUAUUGUACGAGUGGUAUUUCGAAAAACUUUUAGCUUCGUAUUUCGUGCUUAUAAGAAUACAUAUUGUAUGGACCUACCUCUCUCCUCGAGAUGUCAUUGUUUUUAGAACUUUACAUGCAUUCAUAUUCAUAACAAUACAUGGAAUGUUAAACUUCGUAUAUUAAAUAAAUAUUUUAGGAAUUAA
This is a messenger RNA of Spodoptera litura, 3778 nucleotides long. RefSeq names its product Staphylococcal nuclease domain-containing protein 1 (gene Tudor-SN). NCBI's taxonomy places the organism in Eukaryota, Metazoa, Arthropoda, Insecta, Lepidoptera, Noctuidae. Gene Ontology annotation, biological process: regulatory ncRNA-mediated gene silencing; mRNA catabolic process. Gene Ontology annotation, cellular component: cytosol; RNAi effector complex; nucleus. Gene Ontology annotation, molecular function: RNA binding; nuclease activity. The record is from RefSeq and is a predicted model, not a curated record.